AUGAUUCUUGAAGGAAAUGGCCUGUAUCCCCAGUGCCAACAACUUGUGACCGAUGAAGAGUUGAGAUUGGCAUCAUUUUUGGUGAAGUCUUUGAGGCGCCGUCAGCUGGAAUCCAGAGAAUGGAGGUGCGAUUCGUGCUUCGGGACAGAAUCGGCCAGCCAGAUUUGGUGGCAGGACUGUAAAAACAUCUUGUGUCAGACCUGCGAGAGAUUCCAUCAGAAAUCCCAACCCGGACACAAGACCAAAGGCUUGUCGGGCGUGUCGAGGGUGGAGGCUAUCCGGGUCAUCAGGACAGACGAAUUUCAACGGCACCGCCAAUCGAAGGACGCAUUCUGCGAGUGGUGCAACUUGUGCCUGUGCAAAGCAUGUUACACUGAUCACGUGACCACCUCCCAUCCAUGUCCGCCUCGUCCGCUGUCGGUGAGGGAGGAGGCGUUGAAAGAGAGAAAACGCGGCCCCAACCUGAAACGGGAACUGGGCGAGUUCGAAAUCCAAAUCAGGAAGACAUCUAUCUAUCUAUCUAUCUCAGAUCUUUUCAUAUCUAUCUAUCUAUCUCAGAUCUUUUUAUUUAUAUCUAUCUAUCUAUCUAUCUAUCUAUCUAUCUAUCUAUCUAUCUCAGAUCUUUUCAUAUCUAUCUAUCCAUCUAUCUCAGAUCUUUUCAUAUCUAUCUAUCUAUCUAUUUAUCUAUCUCAGAUCUUUUCAUAUCUAUCUAUCCAUCUAUCUAUCUCAGAUCUUUUUAUUUCUAUCUAUCUAUCUAUCUAUCUAUCUAUCUAUCUAUCUAUCUAUCUAUCUAUCUCAGAUCUUUUCAUAUCUAUCUAUCCAUCUAUCUAUCUCAGAUCUUUUCAUAUCUAUCUAUCUAUCUAUCUAUCUAUCUAUCUAUCUAUCUAUCUAUCUAUCACAAAUCUUUUCAUAUCUAUCCAUCUAUCUCAGAUCUAUCUAUCUAUCUAUCUAUCUAUCUAUCUAUCUAUUUCAGAUCUUUUCAUAUCUAUCUAUCUAUCUAUUUAUCUAUCUCAGAUCUUUUCAUAUCUAUCUAUCCAUCUAUCUAUCUCAGAUCUUUUUUAUUUCUAUCUAUCUAUCUAUCUAUCUAUCUAUCUAUCUAUCUAUCUAUCUAUCUAUCUCAGAUCUUUUUUCAUAUCUAUCUAUCCAUCUAUCUAUCUCAGAUCUUUUCAUAUCUAUCUAUCUAUCUAUCUAUCUAUCUAUCUAUCUAUCUAUCUAUCUAUCUAUCUCAGAUCUUUUCAUAUCUAUCUAUCCAUCUAUCUAUCUCAGAUCUUUUCAUAUCUAUCUAUCUCAUAUUCGCGAAAAUCAAAUUUUCCGGAAUUUCAUCAACGAGACUAG
Molecule: messenger RNA, 1335 nt
Organism: Acanthosepion pharaonis
Lineage: Eukaryota; Metazoa; Mollusca; Cephalopoda; Sepiida; Sepiidae
Source: the annotation of a GenBank genome assembly